AUGGAUAAUUUACCAGCUGAAUUACUUUUGGAUAUUUUGGGAAGGAUUACAAGCACUGCUGAUAGAAACUCUGUAUCCCUAACUUGCAAGCGCUUCCACAAAUUGGAUAAUGUGCUAAGAAUAUCUAUGCGCGUAGGCUGUGGUUUACAUCCUGUCUGCGAUGCAUUAACUGCUCUAUGCAACAGAUUCUCUAACUUGGAGAAACUGGAAAUUAUUUACUCUGGUUGGAUGUCUAAGUUAGGGAAACAAUUGGACGAUAACGGCCUUCUCAUCCUUUCAAGUCGCUGCCCUCUUCUGAAGGACCUCACAUUAAGUUAUUGUACUUUCAUAACAGAUGCUGGUCUCAGUUACUUGGCUUCUUGUUUGAAACUUACAUCCUUGAAGUUGAACUUUGCUCCGAGAAUUACCGGUUGUGGCAUCUUGUCUCUUGUUGCGGGCUGCAAAUCCCUCAGUGUUCUUCACCUGAUUAGAUGUCUGAAUGUUGGUAGUAUGGAGUGGCUAGAAUAUCUCGGAAAACAUGAAAUGCUUGAAGAUCUCUGCAUCAAGAAUUGUAGGGUGAUUGGAGAAGGUGAUUUGAUUAAGCUUGGACCUACUUGGAGAAAAUUGAAGAGACUGCAAUUUGAGGUUGAUGCCAACUACAGAUACAUGAAGCUUUAUGACCGUUUGUCAGUUGACCGGUGGCAAAAGCAAUGGGUCCCAUCUGAGAACAUGCUUGAACUUAGCUUAGUGAACUGUGUUAUCAGCCCCGGGAGAGGGCUUGCAUGCGUAAUAGGGAAGUGCAAGAAUUUGGAAAAGAUUCACUUAGACAUGUGUGUUGGGGUAAGGGACUGUGACAUAGUAUGUUUGGCCCAAAAAUCAAGCAACCUUCGAUCAAUCUCUCUCCGGGUCCCAUCAGACUUCUCCCUUCCUCUGUUACAGAACAAUCCGUUGCGGUUAACAGAUGAAAGUCUAAAGGCGGUGGCUCAGAAUUGCUCCCUGCUUGAUACGGUUAGGUUGUCUUUCUCUGACGGGGAAUUCCCCUCGUUUUCUUCCUUUACAUUAAAUGGAAUACUUAUGUUAAUACAAAUGUGUCCAAUAAGAGAACUUUCUCUUGACCAUGUGUAUUCUUUUAAUGAUGUUGGAAUGCAAGCUCUUUGUUCAGCACAAUAUCUCCAAAUCUUGGAACUUGUAAGGUGCCAAGAAAUCACGGAUGAGGGCUUGCAGCUUGCUGGUCAAAUUCCUCAAUUGUGUAUAUUACGGUUGAGGAAGUGUUUGGGAGUGACUGAUGAUGGGUUAAAGCCUCUUGUUGGGUCUUACAAGUUAGAGUUGUUGGUUGUGGAGGAUUGUCCACAGAUAUCAGAAAGGGGUGUUCAAGAAGCUGCAAAGUCGGUCACCUUCAAGCAAGAUUUGUCAUGGAUGUACUAAGCUUUUCCAUUUAUAGAUAUUUUACCAGAUGUUGUAAAGGUUAGGUUGUGCUGUCAAUUCGACUUGUUGUACAGUCACUCAUUUCUUUUUGUUUCAUAACAAUUCUGUAAUCUGUAUCACAAAGUUCCCUUUUUUCCGCAUGUUGCAUAAUAAAUGUUAAUCCGAGUGUCUCUUCCAUUCUC
This is a messenger RNA of Lycium ferocissimum, 1586 nucleotides long. Its product is annotated as F-box/LRR-repeat protein 14. The record is from RefSeq and is a predicted model, not a curated record. The coding region runs from base 1 to 1404 and encodes 467 amino acids. Gene Ontology annotation, molecular function: protein binding. Gene Ontology annotation, cellular component: SCF ubiquitin ligase complex. NCBI's taxonomy places the organism in Eukaryota, Viridiplantae, Streptophyta, Magnoliopsida, Solanales, Solanaceae. The transcript has a single exon. Gene Ontology annotation, biological process: SCF-dependent proteasomal ubiquitin-dependent protein catabolic process.